Messenger RNA from Haemonchus placei, 1512 nucleotides. NCBI's taxonomy places the organism in Eukaryota, Metazoa, Nematoda, Chromadorea, Rhabditida, Trichostrongylidae. The record is from the annotation of a GenBank genome assembly.
AUGUCUGAAGUUCCACACUAUGUGCUCUACGAGCACGCUGUUGGAUAUGCGUUGAUGAAAAUCAAAGAGUUUGAAGAUGCAGGACUGAUCGUUCAAGAGGUUGACGCUUCUAUUGCUGAUGUUUCGAAAUUCAGUGGUAUCGUGAAACUAGCAGCUUUUGAUCCAUUUAAAAACACCGAAGCUGCUCUGGAAAAUGCUAAUGCUAUCUCGGAAGGUUUGGCUCAUGCGGAUCUCAUCAAUUUUCUUGAGAGCAGUCUUCCUCAAAAGAAGAAGAAGCUGAUUUUGGGUGUUAAUGAUUCGAAGCUUGCCGGUUCGCUAACUGAAGCGAACGUCGGCAUAAAGCUCGUAUUCGGAGGUGUUGUUACCGAGAUUCUGCGUGGAGUUCGUGUUCACUUCGCUCAUCUCGCCAAAGACCUGCCUCAUCAUUCGCUCGCCAAGGCUCAAUUAUCCCUUGGUCAUAGCUAUUCACGCGGAAAGGUGAAAUUCGAUGUCCAUCGUGUGGAUAACAUGGUUAUUCAAUCGAUUGCUCUACUCGAUCAACUCGACAAAGACAUCAAUCUGUUUGGAAUGCGCAUCAGAGAAUGGUAUUCAUACCACUACCCAGAGCUUUUCAAACUUGUUCCGGAUCAGUACAAAUACGCGAGACUGGCUGUCACUAUAUUGGAUCGGAACAAGAUGCACGAGAAUGAGAAUUUACUAGCUGAGAUUACUGAAAUCCUGGAUGGUGAUGAAGAGAAAGCAAAUGAAGUGGUAGAAGCCGCCAGAACAUCAAUGGGUAUGGAUAUAUCGGAUCUGGACCUCGUUAACAUUGAAAGGUUUGCUUCUCGUGUUGCCUCCCUGACAGAAUAUCGUCAACGUCUCCACGAGUACAUCAAGGAUCGUAUGAAUAGUUGUGCCCCAUCAUUGAGUGCUUUAAUUGGAGAGCAGGUUGGGGCUCGUCUCAUAUCCCAUGCAGGAUCCUUGACGAACCUGGCAAAGUAUCCGGCGUCCACUGUUCAAAUACUUGGCGCAGAGAAAGCGUUAUUCCGCGCUUUGAAGACUCGAUCAGCAACGCCUAAGUAUGGUCUCCUGUUCCAUUCGUCUUUUAUUGGACGAGCAUCAGCAAAGAAUAAGGGCAGGAUUUCUCGCUUCCUCGCCAACAAAUGCACUAUAGCUUCAAGAAUUGAUUGCUUCUCAGAGGUCCCCGUGCCAACCUUUGGAGAGUUUCUGAAGGGGCAGGUCGAGGAACGUUUGAAGUACUUCGAAACGGGUGAGGUUCCUCAGAAGAAUUUGGAUGUCAUGGUGAAAGCUCAAGAGGAGGCGAAGGUUGUUCAAGAAAAGGUGCUAAAGAAGAGAAAGAAGGCUGCUAAAAAGGCCAAGAAAAUCCUGGAACAAGCGCAGGGUGAAGGAUCGGAAACUGUGGAGAAAGCGAAGAAGCGGCCAGCGGAACCUACAGCGGAAGAAGAGGAGGUAGUGGAGAAACCAAAGAGGAAGAAAAAGAAGGCGAAGAAGGAAGAGGAGAUGGAAGAGUAG